UCUAUUACUUCUUGCUCCUGGGGUUUAGUCCAUGGACCCCGUUGAAUGUGCGAGGCGAGGAAAAUUCAGCAUUUCAACUGUACGAGAUUUUCCACAAUCCAUCAUUAUCAGUGGUGGGCGGGAACCGAGAAGGGCGAGGGGAAGGCAUGGCGACGGAGCUGGAGGGCGGAGACUACGGCGCCUUCAUGGAGAGAUUCGAGCUGCUGCCUCCGCAAUCUCAGCAGACGGAGAAGCUCCCGUUGCACGGCCUCACCUUCGCCAUCAAGGACAUGUGAUCAACUUCGACGUCAGCGGCCGCGUCACCGGGUUCGGCAACCCGGACUGGGCGAGGACGCAUGGCCCCGCCGCCGCCACCUCCCCCGUCGUCCUGGCCGCGCUGGCCGCCGGCGCCACCGGCGUCGGCAAGACCAUCAUGGACGAGAUGGGCUGCAGCAUCGAUGGGGAGAACGCGCAUUAUGGCACGCCAACUAAUCCCUGCGCUCCCGACAGAGUUCCUGGAGGAUCCUCCAGUGGAUCAGCGGCCGCGGUCGCCGCAAAGCUUGUCGACUUCUCUUUAGGCACGGACACCGGUGGCAGUGUUAGGGUACCUGCUGCCUACUGUGGCAUAUUUGGACUCAGGCCUUCCCAUGGAUUGGUUUCGACAGAAAAUGUCGUUCCAAUGUCGCAGAUGUUUGAUACUGUUGGGUGGUUUGCUAGAGAUAUCUCUACGUUAUCUCGUGUAAGCAAUGUGUUGUUGCCGCUACCUGCUGACAACACUAUCAAGCAACCAACUCAAUUUACAAUUCCCAAGGACUGUUUUGAAAUCUUAGGCUCUUUGAGGGACCAAACAUAUCAGGUUCUCAAUGCCUCAAUAGCUAAGAGAUUUGGUAGUGAUGCAGUAGAUAAUAGGAACCUUGGUGAAUUCGUCUCCAACAAUGUUCCGAAAAUUGGGAAGUUCAUUAGCGACUUCUCGAAAAGCGAAUCACCUUCUGUACCUGCUCUAUCUGCCAUUUCAUAUGUCGUGGGAUGCCUCCAAAGGUCCGAAUUCAAAGCCAAUCAUGCAGAAUGGGUCAACACUGUAAAGCCUAACCUAGGCCCAGGCAUCCGAGAGCGGGUACACGGGGCCAUUACAUCAGAAGCUGGACCCAUGGAGGAGUUUCAUGUUCUGAGGACUGAAUUCAAGGCUGCACUUGAUGCUCUUGUCAAGGAUGAUGGAAUCCUUGUGAUCCCAACAGUUCCUGGUUCUCCACCAAAGCUGCGCACGGAAGCUGCUGCGCUGGAAAACUUCCGGGCAAGAGCAUUUUCACUUCUUGCAAUCGCUGGACUGUCUGGGUUUUGCCAGUUGAGCAUUCCUCUUGGCGUGCGCGAUGGCGUUCCAGUGUCGGUCUCUCUCGUGGCACGCCAUGGCGCGGACAGGUUCCUCCUGAGUGUGGCUGAGGAGCUGUAUGAGGCGCUCAAAGAGGAGAGCAAGAAAGCAUGGAGCUCAUCAGACUCCUCUUCCUGAGCCAUCAGUCAUAAUUCAACCAUAUGGAAACAAGCGGAAGUGAAUUUUGGUUAAUAAAGCAGUAGCAUCAGCAUAAACAUUGAUGCCAACAAAAUCUCAUAUGUAUGCAGCUUCUAAUGAUAUAUUUCUAUACACCUGGGUGAUGGAAUGCGCAAUGCAGGCACAUUCUUCUUCUUUGCAAGCAUUCUGUGGGUUCACAGUUGUGUUUGUGGAGCGGUUGGUGCCGGAAACCAAAGGAAGAACCCUAGAAGAGAUUCAAGCCUCCUUUCGCAAAUGGUUUGCUUGUCUAGUUGACUAGUUUAGAUAGCCAAAUCCCUGGAUUGGGGAUGCUAGCUUCAAUGGUUAUCUGGGAUGCUAUUGUUUGUUGUACACACAAAAAUUACUUCCCUUUUUUUUCA
Messenger RNA from Setaria italica (foxtail millet), 1881 nucleotides. Its product is annotated as amidase 1. The coding region runs from base 32 to 1483 and encodes 483 amino acids. The record is from RefSeq and is a predicted model, not a curated record. Lineage: Eukaryota; Viridiplantae; Streptophyta; Magnoliopsida; Poales; Poaceae. The transcript is spliced from 9 exons.